AGAGCGACAGAGAGACAGAGAGAGAGAGCGACAGAGAGACAGAGAGAGAGAGAGAAAUACACUGCUCUGGGGCGUGCCCACAAAAAAUGAGUUCUUUAAGGAAAUGCAACUGAGGUCGGCAGAGUCACAGAAACGGGGUGGUGGGUAUAGCGAGAGGGCAGUGUGAUCCUCCAACCCCUUUAUGUGAAGCCCUUUAUGUGAAGCCUCCUCUUGGAGCACUGAGUCGAUCUGAAGCCAAUGGUCCAUAGGCACGCAGAAUCAAAAUGGAGUCCUUCAGCUCUAAAGACAUGGCCAUGAAGGCCCAAAACAAAAUCCUCAGCCGUAUGGCCAGCAAAUCCAUGGUGCAGAUGUUCAUUGAUGACACCAGCAGCGAAAUCCUGGAUGAGUUCUACCGCGUCUCCAAGAUACACUCUGGGAACCGCACAGAAGCCCAGAAGGUGGUCAAAGACCUGGUCAAGGUGGUGGUAAAGGUGGGCAUUCUCUUUCGGCACGAUCGCUUCAGUCAAGAGGAGCUCAGCCUGGCACAGGACUUCAAGAAGAAGCUGCACCAGGGGGUCAUGACGGCAAUCAGCUUCCAGGAGGUGGAGUUCACAUUUGAUAAGGCUGUCAUGACAGAGCUUCUGACAGAUUGUAGGGACAUCCUGCUGAAGCUCGUAGAGAAACACCUGACUCCCAAAUCCCUCGGGCGCAUUCGGCAUGUCUUCAACCAUUACUCUGACCAAGACCUACUGACCAACCUCUACACCCCCGGUGGCCCUCUCUGGCCUAAUCUCACCAAGAUCUGCAGAGACCUGAACAAACUGGUUGAGGAAGGCAAGCUAUGAGUGGGAAUUCCAAACAGUCCUGGAAAAAUGAGAAACUUUUGCAAGCCUAUUAAGGAACUCUGAAUUCAGUUUGCCCAAUGAAAAUACCAGGAGAUAUCAUUUUGAUAGCUUAAUGGGGACACUGAUUCAGUGUCAGUUGAUGAUGUAGAUAUUGAUUUAUGUUGGGAUCUUUAUGAGGGCAUGGAAUCAUCAUCCUUGCUUCACAACAUAAGCCAUCUGCAUUAGGACUGGGCGAUAUAAUAUGUAUUUGUCAUUAUCACAGUAUGAAUGUGCAUGAUAUGCGUCGUCACAUUUCAGUAUCUCACGAUAUUACCUCUACCUCUGCCUCGAUGCAUUUCAGUCCAAUGCUGUGGGAGCUAAGUGAAGUCCAUUCAAGUGUGAUAUAUGAAAGAAAAAUAGCUUACAUUUGACCAAAAUCACCUAUGAAAUCCUCAAAGAGAAAAUAUAACCUGCUAUAUAUAUAUAUAUAUAUAUAUAAUCUGCUUCUUUGUCAGGACUCCCUGCUUCCAGCACGAUAAGAUUUCAUCCCUGGUCUACUUUCAAUUGAUUUGUCCUUCUUUUUUAAGAUAUUCCAUUUCCGGGGAAACUAAUGGACUUGAAUCGGACAUCAGUCUGCCUGUUCAGUCACAGCAGUUGCUAACCUCAUUUAAGUACUAUUCAAAUUUAAAGUGGAUAUCUAGGACCAACAGACAACCACCUCAAUUAGUGUCAGGGCCACAUCUAUGCAUGCAGCCUUAGUAUCUGUCUGAUCACUGACUGUUCUGCUUGUUACAAAGAGUUUUUGAGACCGGCGAAUGGCAUUUCAUUUCUAAUCCAUGUCUGAAUUAAAGUCCUGCUGUACAGUCUUUGCAAUGAAUGUGACGAUUGGAUGGUCUUUAUAAAUUGCUUCAAGUUUUGAA
Molecule: messenger RNA, 1723 nt
Organism: Oncorhynchus tshawytscha (Chinook salmon)
Lineage: Eukaryota; Metazoa; Chordata; Actinopteri; Salmoniformes; Salmonidae
Product: tumor necrosis factor alpha-induced protein 8-like protein 2
Exons: 3
Coding region: 264-824 (186 amino acids)
Biological process (GO): regulation of apoptotic process
Cellular component (GO): cytoplasm
Source: RefSeq, a predicted model, not a curated record